Messenger RNA from Hipposideros armiger (great roundleaf bat), 1082 nucleotides. RefSeq names its product intron-binding protein aquarius-like. Bases 29 to 427 code for a protein of 132 amino acids. The record is from RefSeq and is a predicted model, not a curated record. Lineage: Eukaryota; Metazoa; Chordata; Mammalia; Chiroptera; Hipposideridae. The transcript has a single exon.
UUAGACCUUAUUACAGCUACCACCUGCUAUGGUGGAAGAAGGUGAGGAAGUUCAAAGUCAGGAAACAGAAUUGGAAACAGAAGAAGAGGGCAUGCUUGCUCAAGCUGACAUGCCCAGUCUAACAGACGCCAGCUUCAGUCAAGAAACGUUAGCCUCUCAGACUGAGCCUGCCUCCAGUCAGACUGCACCCGCCUCCAAUCAGACUGUGCCCACCGCCAAUCAGACUGCGCUCGCCUCCAAUCAGACUGCAUCCUCCUCCAAUCAGACUGCGCCCACCGCCAAUCAGACUGAGCUCACCCCCAAUCAGACAGGAGCUAGUUCCAAUCCGGAAGCCAUCUCUGUUCUAUCUGAGAUCCCUGCUGCUGUGGCAGGACCUGAGGCUAAUACUCAUCAAGAUGCCACAUCUGCCCCAGAGGCGACCAAGUAGCCAAAUGGUAGCCUUUUUUAGGACAUUUCAUUCAUAAAGUCUAAUUAAAUAAAGCUAGUUUUUGUAUUUUAUAUUUGCUUUUGCCAUUUUAAAGGUGAUAAUUAAUGUUCAGUCCUUAUUUUUGUUAACUGAUUUCAAUGUUCUUGGAUAUAUUUUUUAAAUGUAUGUGUAUGAACAACUCUGGUUUCAUUUGUUCAAACAGAAGGGCAGAUAAUCAUUCCUUUGAUAUUUCUAUUAACUGAAUGUAUCUUUAAUCAUACCUACAUUAAAAGAAUUUUCUAUAGAAUGUAUAAAACAUACUUUACAUUUUUAGUGAACUUCUCUAAAGAAAAGGACAGAAUACACUGGAACUAACCAUAAAUACCCUUAAGCAAGUGUUGAAAUUGGGGAAGAAAUAGUUUCUUCUAUCAUAAUAUGAGAGGCUCAAGUUGUGUUUCCUUUUUUUUUUAAACCAUUCUUUGCUGUCUUCCUUGAUGUAAAGGCAUUAACAACCGUAAGAUGUAGGUUUCUCAAGUCCAUCAAAGAGGUAACGUGUUUCCUUCACCAAAAUUUCCCAAUGUGUCAGAAUCACCUAGGGCAUCUGUUUCUUUUGGGGGCCACUCUAGACCUAAUGACUCAGAAUCUCGGGUUUAGUGCCCAGGAAUCUGUACUUUAA